Molecule: messenger RNA, 1380 nt
Organism: Raphanus sativus (radish)
Lineage: Eukaryota; Viridiplantae; Streptophyta; Magnoliopsida; Brassicales; Brassicaceae
Exons: 1
Coding region: 1-1380 (459 amino acids)
Source: RefSeq, a predicted model, not a curated record
AUGUGCAAAGGAUUCGGAUCAACCUUGAUCGGCCCUGCUCUCCAGUGGUAUAACACCCUGCCUACCAAAUCCCUCAAAUCCUUUGCAGCCCUUAGCGAUAAGUUCGUAGAGCAGUUCGCCAGCAGCCGUGACCUAGAGAAGAACUCAGAUGAUCUCUAUGAGAUCCUCCAGCACAGGAAUGAGCCCCUUCGUUCCUACAUAGCGCGCUUCAACCAAGCGAAGGUGGCUAUCCCUGAGUGCAAUGCUGAUACGGCUAUCUCAGCCUUUAAGAGGGGUCUACUUCCGGAGGGAGAUCUUUACAAAGAGCUGAUCAAAUACAAGUGCAAGAUUAUGGAAGACGUACUGUCUCGUGCUUGGGCUCAAGUAAGGUGGGAAGAAGACUUUGCUAGUAGGGCCAAAGCCGGUCCGAAGUAUGAUCAGAAGUCAUCAAAGCCUACUAGGAGCGACCGCGAUGAGCCCUCUCACCCCAAGUCCGCUAGGGAGACUAGUAACCCGAACAGGGACAUGUACCAGCAUCGACCUUUGCCUAGAUCCGAAGGAAUGAUGGUGUCUACUUGGCCUGACAUCUCCCAUCUUGCGAUAUCCAAACCGGAACUGAUCGGCGUCCUGCGACAAAUGGGACCUCAAGUCAAGUGGCCUCCUAAGAUGAAGGCCGCAGAGGCUAAUCGAAACCCCAAGCGAUGGUGCGAGUUUCAUAGUUAUCACGGUCACACUACGGAGGACUGUAUAGCCCUGAAGAUGGAAGUCACCGAGCUCCUCAAGAAAGGCUAUCUAAGGGAGUUCCUCUUGGAUAAGGCCAAGAACCUUCUAAAUAAGGAAGGUCCCGGUCUCCCUAUCGAAGCUGCUCCCGCGUUGCCACCGCAGCAAGAUCGGGUGAUCCAUAUCAUCUCAGGUGGAUCAGAGGUAAGCGGAAUCAGCAGUGCCGCUGCCAAGAGGAGUACCUGCAACGCCAGGAACGGCCAAGAGUCUGAGGGUCCUAAGCGCCUACUCCUCGGAACAGACGAGAUCAGGUUCACUGCAAGGGAACAGGAGAGGGUCCUGGCUCCUCACCACGAUGCUCUUGUCAUUUCACUUACCAUAGCAAACUGCUUGGUCAAGCGAAUACUAGUAGACAAUGAGAGCUCCAGCAACAUAAUCUUCCAUUCGGCUUUCGCCGACCUAGGGUUGGAACCUACAACUCUAACCAGAAAGGCGACUCCCCUUGUAGGCUUCAGUGGAGAAGUCAAGCAAACCCUAGGAGAGGUCCUUCUCCCCGUGUACGCCGAGGGGGUAAACCAAGCCACAAAGUUCCUAGUCGUCGACUGCCCUUCAUCAUACAACGUGAUAUUGGGAAGGCCUUGGAUCCACGACAUGGGAGCCGUACCUUCAACUUUGCAUUAG